Molecule: messenger RNA, 1160 nt
Organism: Aureobasidium pullulans EXF-150
Lineage: Eukaryota; Fungi; Ascomycota; Dothideomycetes; Dothideales; Saccotheciaceae
Product: alpha/beta-hydrolase
Exons: 8
Coding region: 18-1016 (332 amino acids)
Molecular function (GO): triacylglycerol lipase activity
Source: RefSeq, a predicted model, not a curated record
UUGAAUAACAUUGUGAAAUGAGCCUCCGUCUACCAGCCCGAAAGCUGUGUCUACCCUCAUCACGCCCACUGUUGACAUUACCAAGCACAAGACUUGCUCCAUUCAGUCAUGGCACGGUGAAACGAGAAGAAAAGGCCGAAGACCCUCGCCUCAAGGAUGAAGUUGGUGAUUUGGUCAUAGAAGAUCAAUAUGCUAUUCUCCGCGAGAAGUAUGAUACGCCAAAGAACCCAAUCAUUCUGGCCCACGGACUCAUGGGAUUCGAAGAACUGAACAUAAUCCCAAAGGCCGUCUUACCUGGCAUACAGUACUGGAGAGGUAUUCGUGAGGCACUGGCGGCGAAAGGUAUUGAAGUCAUUACUGCCACUGUACCGGCAUCUGGAUCCAUCGAAGCACGAGCGCAAAAGUUGAGCGAGGACAUUCACAAAAAAGCCAAGGGCAAGAGUGUGAACAUUAUUGCACACAGCAUGAGCGGUCUGGACUCUCGCUACAUGAUCAGUCAACUCAAACCAGCAAACGUCAAAGUGCUAUCUCUGACAACAAUCGCAACACCUCACCGAGGCUCCUCAUUUGCAGAUGUCAUGUUCUCCUGGAUCGGCCCAACCAACAUACCCAAACUCUACACCAUGCUCGAAUUCUUCGGCUUCGAAACCGGCGCCUUUUCCCAACUGACCCAAUCCUACAUGUCGCAAACCUUCAACCCAAAAACCCCCGACCGCGAAGGAAUAUCCUACUAUUCCUACGGCGCCACUGUAAACCCUCGCUUCUGGAGUAUGUUUCGCCAAUCGCAUAGGAUCAUUCAGAAAUUGGAGGGGGAGAAUGAUGGAUUGGUUAGUGUGGAAAGUGCAAAGUGGGGGACGUACAAGGGUACUUUGAAGGAUGUCAGUCAUUUGGAUAUGAUCAAUUGGACGAAUAGAUUACGCUGGUUUUUGUGGGAGUUGACGGGGAACAAGAGGAAUUUCAACGCUAUCGCGUUCUAUCUCGAUAUCGCUGAUAUGUUGGCGAAGGAAGGACACUAAACAUCUUCCCACAAACGCGGCUCGGAUGACAGUUCGACAUAGCACCAGAAGAAUUGCACAGAGAGCAAUGCACCGAUCGAUACAAAUCCCCACUGAAAACAUCAUCAAUUCAUCAACACAUAUUCAAACAUAGUUAUCGCGGAC